This is a messenger RNA of Capronia epimyces CBS 606.96, 2049 nucleotides long. RefSeq lists its product as uncharacterized. The transcript has a single exon. Lineage: Eukaryota; Fungi; Ascomycota; Eurotiomycetes; Chaetothyriales; Herpotrichiellaceae. The coding region runs from base 1 to 2049 and encodes 682 amino acids. The record is from RefSeq and is a predicted model, not a curated record.
AUGCCAGCGGAUAAACAAACGAAACCGAACACUUCCAAACCACUUACGCCCGCCCUCAGUUCGAACUUCCGUAAUGUCAAGAAUCCUUUGACCCCUCGAGUAAUCGGCUCUGCCCAAUCGUCCCCGACAUUAUCUACUCGCAGAGAGCCUUUUGUGAGGUCCAAAUCUCCUGGGAAGCAGGAUCAGGUGACGACACCUCUGAACGGAAAUAUCACGCCUCGAUCAGGAACAAGACAGUCACGGAUCGGCACCGAGUCACCUUCGACUCCUGCACCUGUCAGCGGGGCCAACAAUGGCGCCCUCUGGAGCGAAGGCUCUCGGAAAGAGGUCUCCAAACCUGGCACAGGCAAGAUCCAAGGACUGGGCAUCAACACCGCAAGACCCGCGGUUGGCGCAGGUACACCCAUUGUGACGGUUCAUAGAAGGGUCUCGGCUACAAAGAGCGUGUCAGAUGGCGAUAAAGGCGUGUCUGCGAAGUUCUUCCAUGCGAACGAUGCAAAGUCUACGAUAAGUUCUCCUGGAUUAGACGGAGGUCCUCGCCUUCCGCCUGGUCGAGGCCACUUUUUUGUUGGCUCGCCGCCCUUGCCUAGUCCCGAAUCCAGUCAACCAUCAAGAGGACCGACAAGUGCAAGAGAUUAUAAAGAUCAUGAUGAUAAAUUCCUCCGGGCCAACGAGAUUGCUCAACAUGCUCCUCCUAAUCGUCCAACACUACCUCAAGUCUCGACUGUCAGAAUAGGCGACACAGCAACUAUAUCAAAGGGACCUUCUCAAGCCGCAGACAGCCGACCAGUUCAGUCCAGUCCCCCUCAUUCUCCAGAUAGAAUCCGAAGACCUGUUGCUGCGAUGCCACCAUCCCCUCGCAAAAUCCAGCUGGACCCCGGUUCAUCUCCUCCAGCACCAUCUCGAUCGACCAUAGACCGACCGAAGAGUGCAACAGGCUCUACCGCAUCUUCGGCUCCCAGCUACCAAGGCGGACACAGGAAGUCUAUCAGCUCAAGCUCCAUAACUAGCAUGCCUGUCAGGAGAAUGAGUGGACAGCAGACACAACGACCCCAGCCUCUAGAUCUCCGGCUUGCGCCAUCAAGCUCUCCCCGAAUAGGGGCAAACAGUAUGUUGUCUGCCGACACAUUAAGCCCCAGAUCUGUAAGCCUAGCCUCGACCAACACGGUUUCUGCAUCCAUUACCAGUGACACGGAAUGCUCAGAAUCAUAUAAAUCGGCAAUCGCUUCAAUUAACCCUGCAGAUUCUGGAAUAGACCAAGCUGUUCCUCCAUUACAACUUCAAAACGACAGAGCUGCGGAUGCACGUCGCGAACGGAAAGUUCUCGAUUUAGAGAUUUCGAACUCAUCUCUGCUGGCCAUCAACAAGACUCUGGAGCGUGAACUGCGCAAGCAGAGCGGUGAACUGCGGAGAUAUCGUCGUCUGUCUCGUUCUGGUCGUCUUUCUCUGGCAGCAAGCACGAGGACAGUCUCGGGACAGUCAAGUCACAGUCUCGGUACUCUUACCGAGCUCGAUGGAGAGAGUCAAUCACUUUCUGACCUUGACCCAGGAAGUGACUUGGACGAUCUGGAUGACGAGGAAGAUUCUCUCGUGUCCAACGACUCAAGUUCUUUGACAAGUCCAACAGCCCGAUCAAGACAACGUGCUAGGGAUGAGAGGCGAUUACUGCUUGAUCUUUCCAAACACCAUCAACUUCUCCUCGACUCUCAGAAACUUAGCCAGAGCAUCAAGCGUUGCCUCACCUGUACUGAGGAACUAAUCCGCGAUGGAAAUAGAGCAUUGGAUUAUAAGGUCGGAAUCGGCGAUGUGAAAUUAGGAGGACGAGUCUUGCAUGAUGAGGAACUCGAUGAACGUGGCUUCGACAACGGGACCGAAGAACCAGGUGAAAGGAAGGGGUUGUUAAGCCCAGGCCUGACGAAAGCAAAACUUGACGAAGCGCAGCUCUGGGUCGAUCAUACCAGUGCGGCUGCGUCGAAGAGUGAAUUCACAGCUCUCACCCUGCUGCAGGAGAUCACAGAGGCUCUAGAAUCUGACGUUGCAGAUUCUUAA